AUGGCACCCUUUCUCAAGCUUUUGCUCGGUGGCGGAGCUGCCUUUAUCUCCCCCAAAGCAUCUUCUUGGAAUUCAGCAACUACAGAGACAAUAAUAGGUGGCACUAUCUCCACAUCAUCUUAUUCAACCUCCCAAUUACUCGCGUCGUCCUCACAGACAUCAACCACACACAAUCAGGACCAACAAGCAAAUCUGGCGGAAGUUAUUUCGUUGUUGGGUGGUUCACCGACAAAUUUGCUCCGCCUAGAUUCUACUACAGAAGGUGUGAGAGGAGUUUAUCUAAACGAGAAUGUUUCCAAAGGGGAUGUCCUAUUGGAAAUACCGCUAGCUUCCUGUCUCCGAGAUGACGGAGAUCCGCCUUCUUGGCUGAUCGACCAACAGGAUACCGACAACAAAAAUAAUAAUGCCUACAGUCCCAUACAAAUUCAAGGCUGGGUGACUCGAUUGGCGGCACAGUUGCUGCAACUCCAGAGUCGUUGUGAGGAAGGUGACAAGAACAAAAACAUGGUAGAUGAUGAAAAUGAAUCAUCACUGCCAUCCGAGGGAUUACGCGCCUGGCUAAAACUCUUACCCGAGUCCCUUCGAGAUAGUCUUCCGAUCUAUUGGCCCGAAGAAGUGAUAAAAUCAACGGAUUGUCGCCCGUUGGAAUUGGCAGUGGACGCUGCUUUCUUUGCUCGGGCAGCACCCCUGUCAGACUUGGCCGCCAGUGGAAAAUCACAAGCACAAGUGGAACGGGCAUUGGAUUUGGUACAAACCAGAGCUUGUCGCUGUGCCACAUGGGAAGAAACAAACUCCGAUGAGAGCCUACUAGUAACGGGCACACCAGCUGUCGUACCGAGUAGUCGCCAGCAUAGCCAGGAACGAACCAAGGCCGAUUUGCGAGUCAUGGUACCCAUUUUCGACAUGAUCAAUCAUUCCUAUGAACACAAUGCUGAAUUCUUUCGAAAAGGGGAUUAUAUGAUAGUACGGGCCAAACAAGAUCUAACAGUCGACGAAGAGGUGCUCAUCAGCUAUGGGGCAAGUUCGACCACGCCCAUUUGGAGAUGCCUCUUCUCUUAUGGAUUUGUACCAUCGGUAGAUGACAUCUACGAAUAUAAUGUGGUCGAGAUAGCAUUGGAUGACUACUAUCGAUUUGAAGUAUCUCCUACAGAAAUUCCCUUUGAGUUGGUACAAUAUCAAGCCAAGAAACAAGGAAUUGCAGUGGACAAUCCAGAAGACAUCGAGUUUACGCCAGAAAUCGGAAAAGCUAUUGUGGAGCAACUGAGAGACUGCGCAAAGCGCUUGGAAGUGAGUCAGGGUAGUCGGGGCAGUAUGGAGAGUAGAAUUCGGUCGACUGAUUCUAUGCCACAGGAAACGAUGGAGCUAAUCAACUUAUUGAAAGAGUCUCAUCGACGAACAUUGCUAGCUUGUGCGGGUGGGUUGCAAGAAUACUUGGAGAACGAAUGA
Messenger RNA from Cylindrotheca closterium, 1446 nucleotides. The record is from the annotation of a GenBank genome assembly. Lineage: Eukaryota; Bacillariophyta; Bacillariophyceae; Bacillariales; Bacillariaceae.